AUGAAGAUAAGACGAUUUCUCUCUCAGUUUGGUGGCAGUAGGCGGCAAACUCAUAUCUCUUACUUUAUCUCUCUCUCUUUCUCUCUCUCUCUCUCUCUCUCUCUCUUUCAUUUAUUAUUUUAUAUCUCUUUCUUUCUCUUUCCCUCUCUCUUUUAUUACUUUCUUCCUGGCAUAACCCUCCCCACCCCCAAUGCACCGCCCCAGCCAGCAAAGGUGUCUAUCAAUCGAUCUCGGCCGACAUUUGCCGUAGCUGAGAAAGUAAAAUUGAUUUUUGCCUUCUCUACUUACGAAACCACCAACCUGUUAGCAACAAGGUUCACCCCUGACACUUGUCAUUCAAAUUCAUUCAUUCAUUCUUCUUCUUCUUCUUCUUCUUCUUCUUCUUCUUCUUCUUCUUCUUCUUCUUCCUCUGCAGUUGCUUCUCCUUCAUUUUGUUACGUCUUCUUUUUUCUUCCUGCUCCACAUCCUUUUUUUCUUCUUCUGCUUUUGCUUCUUCGUUUUCUUCUUUCUUUUCUUUCCCUUCUUCUUAUGCUGCUGCUGUUGCUUCUUUUUCCACUUCUCCUCAUUUUCUUCUUCUUCUUCUUCUUCUUCUUCUUCUUCUUCUUCUUCUGUUGCUCCUCCUCUUUCUGCUGA
Acanthosepion pharaonis is the source of this 633-nucleotide messenger RNA. NCBI's taxonomy places the organism in Eukaryota, Metazoa, Mollusca, Cephalopoda, Sepiida, Sepiidae. The record is from the annotation of a GenBank genome assembly.